AUGUUACGUUCAGCAGUGUUCAUUUUCCUGGCCUUGACCCGCUGCAUCGCAGCACAGAAUGAUACCAACUUAACCACUAGCAGCGUACAAGAAGCAUUCUCGAACGCCAAGAUUGUGCCUGAUGUUUUACCAUCCUUCCAGCCGACUGCCCUGUUAAAUGUGACGUUCACGGAUCAAGCAACGGGCGCUCUUCUGUCAGUUUCUCCUGGGAUGAACUUGACCAUGGAGCAGACCAUGCUGGAGCCUACGUUCGCCGUCACUGCCAAUAGUAGCGAUAGUCUGGCUGAGCAGAUAUUCGUCCUCGCCAUCGUUGAUCCAGACGCUCCAACUCCGCAGAACACCUCGAUUUCUCAAUUCCGUCAUAUGCUUGCAGGAGACCUACAUGUGAAUGCCAGCAGUGGCGGUGCCCUGGUGAACUCGAGUGCUGCGCUAACGGACUUUGUUAACCCUACACCACCAGCUGGUUCGGAUCCCCACAGAUAUGUCAUUCUUCUGUUCACGCAGCCGCCGACUUUCAAUGUAACGGCGUCCACCUUGGUCAAUGCUUCAACUCCCCGAACCAAUUUCAACCUGACCGCAUUUGGUCAAGCUGUAGGCUUGGGUAGCCCAGUUGCUGGAAACUUCUUCUUCACAGGUCCUUCUGAUUCCACCGGUACGACGAGUGGGAGUGGUUCUGCACCAGCCCCUACUACGAGCGAUACGGGCUCAUCCUCAUCAGGUGCCAGUGCGGUUGAGAAGCUGGUGCCAGUAGGUGGCAUCUGGACCGUUUUCAUGGGCGCCAUUGCAAUCAGCUAUUUUCUCUGAAGAUAAAUGGAAAUGGAAACGUCUCAAUAAGUUGUAGCGGAGAAAAACUGGGCCUCAUUUCUUCACUAGCCGUUGACCGUAGUAAACUGUAGGACUAUACUUUUUAGCGACAGAAGCGAUUUCCAUAUCUGGUAGUAUUUGUGUAUGUAGUUUGUGCGCUUACAUCAGCGUGUCCUGCAUU
This is a messenger RNA of Somion occarium, 985 nucleotides long. NCBI's taxonomy places the organism in Eukaryota, Fungi, Basidiomycota, Agaricomycetes, Polyporales, Cerrenaceae. The record is from the annotation of a GenBank genome assembly.